AUGAAGGAAAAGAAACCUUUUGAACGACUUCCAACGAGCGUGCUUCCAAAGAACUACAAACUGACAUUAACACCCAAUCUCACUGAAUUUACUUUCGCUGGGGAAGAAGUUAUCGAUGUGGAGGUAAGAAAAUCGUGGUUAAAUUUGUUUAAAAAGUAAUAACGAUUCACGAAGCUGCUCUCCGAGUGGCAAUUGCGAUCGGUCAUUCAUAAAUGCGGGAGUUUCAGUGUUGCAUUUAAUGUGAAUUUUUACGAGGAAAUUCAUGUUAGAAGCGCUCGCGAUCUCCUUGUUCCCAUACGGGUAAGCACACAGUUAAAACCCAUAAAAUUUUGGAUUUUUAUUCAAUUUUUGUGGAAUUUUUUAAGAAAAUAGGAAGACUGCCUUAAAAUGCAUUUUCGACAGGGUUUAAUAGAAAUAUGUUGGCCCUCCUCCGCUCCUGUCCCAAAAUGAAUGUGUAAUAGAUUUUUAGCGGUUCUAAGAUUAUAAGAACGUUAUGUUUUUUACAAAAUGUUUCUCGAAAGUCAUGUAUCCUUUGUUCACGUUUCUGGACGCCACAGCAAAAGCGACUGAACUGUUGAGAGGCCGGAAUCGAAUAGGAAGAUUGAGGGAGGGGAGAGAGGGUGGGUGAUUCGGGCGAUCAUAUGUUUAGCCCUUUACACCCUUAUAUCAGUAUGUAUAUUCUCCAUACUGUUCUCAAGACAUUUCCUAAGGUGGUACAAGGGGAAUUUGUUUAACAAUCAAGAGCUCCUUUUAAUUAGUUGGUGAUCAUUUCCUUUAUUCUCAGGGUUGAUAGGGGACAUUAAUAGUUUUGCGGAUGAGAUCAGGAAGAGUAAAUGAUUAUUUCUUUGAUGUACAACACCAGUAGGAAUAAAUUGUUGUUAGUUUUCAGAGCUAUGAUGCUGUUCUAAUAUUCGUUAUAGGUUCAACAGACUACAGACAAAGUGACUAUGAACUGUUUGGACAUCGUUGUUAAGUCUGCUAAUUUCUCAGCUGGUGGAUCAAGUAAGUUCAUGCCUCAAUUUUGUCCAUCCCAAAUUUUGAUGCCAUCUGUGAUCUAUUACUGAACCAAUGGACUGCAAUGCGGAAUCUGUUUCUUAAAGUGAUAACUUUUUCAAUAUUCUCAUGUACCGGUAGCUGUCAACUCUUCUGAAAUCACCUACAGUAAAGAGGAUGAAACAACUACAAUCAGCUUCCCCUCAUCUCUCCCCUUGGGGAAUGGUCAGCUAUUCCUGGACUUCACAGGAGAAUUAAAUGAUAAAAUGAAAGGAUUUUACCGAAGUAAAUAUACUGGAACAGAUGGAAGUGAGAAGUAUUGUGCAGUCACACAGUUUGAGGUUUGUGUGUUGUAAUCUUAUGUUUAUAACUGUAUUGCAUUAGCUCAACGUCCAGAAAAUAAUGAAGACAAGAUCAAGAUGGCAGUUUAAUAUUCAGAAACUUCAACUUGAAGUACAACCCAGAUACAUGUAUGGAAAACUGGUCACACAACAUUGUGUACAAGAAAACCUAAAUGGAAAGAUGUAAUACCCCAGUAUAGUACCAUUUUGAGCAAACGUUAAGUUCUUCAAAAAUUUAUUUCCAUUUACAACAAUCAAUCUUCAUACAAACCGAAUCAAGGUUGGAUUUAAUGUUUAAUUUAAUCAGGGAAUUCAAUGAAAGCCAGUUACUGACAGUCUGUCCUUGUCUACUGAUAAGACCUGUCACUGCCAUUUACUUAACCUGCAAUCUGGUUCUCGUGUUCAGAUUUUGCGUUGUUGUACAGCAGACUAUUACACCAUUGGCUGCUGGUUAUGGGAAAAAGUCUUUGAAACCUCUAUGUAAAUACUCUGAUUAGAGCUAGGGAUAAUGCUGGUUUAGAGAGAGUAGGGGCAUUUUAUUAUUUAUAGUUAUAAAAUGGCUGCUGGUUAGAGUAGGAAGUUUAGGUGCUGUAGAAAAAAAGAAGAAAUAAGCCAGCCAUCAUGCAUUUUUGCAGGCUAAUGGAACAUCUUAAGGAUUGCUUUUCCUAACAGAAUGAAAGAAUGAAACUAAUAAAAUAUAAUAAAUGUUUCUCCCAGAUUCAACUGUAGACCUCUGAGCCUUUAACCCUUUACACCCUGAGAUCAUUUUGCAUCUUCUCCAUACAUACUACAUUCUCCUCUAAUGAUAACUUCUCAUGGCACUUACAGGGAGAAUUUGUCUAACAAUCAAUGGGGUCUUAAGUUGGUGAUCAUUUCCUUUUUUCUUGUGAUGUUAAUGUUUCAUUCAGGGGUGAUACUGCAGAGAAAUUGGAUGCUAGUCACUCCUAAAGGCUUAAAGGGUGAACUGCUAACCCCACUGUGAAGUCCUGUGCGAAUGCAAAUUUGGCUCUCUAUUUUUGAGAAUUUUGACCUGUAUUGAGAUUUAGGGGCCAGGUUAUUUUUCAGUUUUCAGUCAUUACCAGUGCCAGAGAUCAGACUGUUACUCUUUAACUUUUGAUGUCCUGAGUUUGUAUGUAGGCACACAAUAUGUCAAUUGUGUGACACACUCAGUAUGUCAUGCAGGCAGUGAAGGGGUUAAUACUUACUGACAGAAGUUUUUAGUUGGUUACAUUGUAUGUGAACCUCUGAUACUGGUUGCCAAAUUGCAACCAGAGUUGCUAUCGAAGGUCUUGAAAUGUUUUGCAUUUUGCCAUGUGAUCAAACUAGUUGCACCUCAGAACACUGAACUUUUUGGACAAUUUAAAGAACCCUCUAGGAAACUAUGUUCUAGUACUAACUGGCUCUACUUGUCUUUUUCAGCCAACAGAUGCCCGACGAGCUUUUCCUUGUUGGGAUGAACCAGCUCACAAAGCCACUUUUGACAUCACUUUGGUAGUGCCAAAAGACAGGGUUGCUCUAUCCAACAUGGUAAUUGUUGUGACUCCAUACUGUUGUGAAAUUAUUCACCCUAGAUAAUUAAUAAUUAAAGUAUUUAUUAAUGAGUGACUUGUUGUCCUAGUUGUUGUUGUGCUGGAACUUGGAUCAAGAAGUUUGGGGUUGAGUAAAGAGCUGGAAUACAAGUGGCUGUGUUCAUAGGAGGGAGGUGCUCUUCUUUCCUAGUACUUCACUCCACGCACAUGCCAUGAAUUUGUGUUAGAGAUUUGCUAACCCUUAAAGUCACAUGAAAGACCAUCUUGAAGACAGAAUUUCUCCACUUCCCAUGAGGGGUGCAGAAAUUUGUAACUAUGACCCUUGUAUUGUUUGUUAAUUAUAUUGUAAUUAUUAUUCCACACCACAGAAUGUUGUGGAAGAAAAAGAUGCAGAGGAUGCCUCUCUUAAAGUGGUGACAUAUGCCAGAACACCAGUCAUGUCUACGUACCUUGUGGCUUUUGUUGUUGGCGAGUUUGAUUACGUGGAAGGAAAAGAUUCUGAUGGUGUUUUAAUCAGAGUUUAUACUCCAAAGGGAAAAACCAUUCAGGGACAGUUUGCUUUAGAGGUUAGUUGAUAGCUUUCCUCUGUGGGAGAUAUUGUGAGCAAAAUGUUAUUUUGAUUUACAGUUUCUUUACACAUUUAUUAUUCCACUAUGAGGCCAUAUUACAGAAUGAGGAUACUGGAAAGAGCAAUGGAAAGUGGAGCAACAAAAAAGCCUCAGUGAAAGAUCCAAAGUUUGAUUUGAUUUUUUUCCUUUUUUUAGGCGUAUAUUUUUGAGCAAGAAACUUUUAAGCACAUUUAAUGGUUUUGUAAUGUGUUGUUUUGGUCUUUUGCUUAUGCCUUCUGCAAUUGAUUCAAGGCCAUUCAAGGAGGUAUUUUGAAAACUAGAAGCCAUUGAAUACUAGACUUUGAAAUGAUAGUGAAAUAAUAACCCCCUUAUUCCAUGGUUAAACAUAUAUAUAACAUUUGGACAGUUGACUCAUCACUCAUUUUUUUCUUCUCAAUGUUCCCUCAGAACAUUUCUCUUUUUGUUAUCUUUCUUUAUUUGUUCACAUAUUUGGUUUCUUUUUUUGCUCACUUUUAUCCUAGCUUCCUAUUUUCACUUACAGAUUACAAAUAAUAAUUAUAGCUCUUUUGAUGAAAACAAUUAUUUGGUUGUAAAUUUUACAGGUUGCCCAAAAGACACUACCAUUUUAUAAAGAGUACUUUGAAAUCAGCUAUCCUUUGCCCAAAAUGGACCUGAUUGCCAUUCCUGAUUUUGCAGCAGGUUAGAGGCAUCAUUAUUAAUGGACAAUACACUCCUCAAGUCUCUCAUUUUUCUUGCCUGAGUAAGCUUUUGAACCAGAUGCUACUUUAACAGUAAGUUGACAAUAUCAACUGGAAACUUUAUCCUCAAUCCUCAAAACUUUCAAGAUUGGUGGAUUGAGGAUCGAGGAUUGAGAAUGGACAAUGGAGGAUGUAGGGGUGUUAUGGAAGAGUUAAGAUGUGGCGUGCAUAUCUCAAAACUGCAUUGCCUCUGAUAUUCAAGAAGUGAAUGAAAAUCAUCUUGAAAUGUCUGUGGCUUAUGUCCUUCCACUCCAAGUAGAACUUAAGUCUGUGAAAACUGUCAAAAAUCUUCUUCCUUAAAUUUGUAGUUUUCACCACAAUAGAUGUGUUCUGAUGUCGUUUUUGCUUAUACCAGUGUGUACCCAACCCUAACCUGCAUUGGCAUUUUUUUUCUUGUGAAAUGUUAAGUCUAUAUUUUAAUUUGAUUUUUUUUAGCUGACAUAAAUGAUUUUCAGCUUCCUUCUUUUAAAUAUUGCUGUGAUUGAUCUCUUUUAUUGUAGGAGCUAUGGAAAACUGGGGUCUGGUGACUUACAGGUUAGUUCUCAUAAAUGGUGGGAGAUGCAGUUCAGUUGUCUAAUCUUCAGCAUAUUAGACUCUGAGUUGAAAGUUCUGAGUUUGAGUUUCUGGCUAAGGCAUCUCUGCAAAAUACUUUGUCCUUGCAGUGCCAUUUUCUUCCAAGGAGUAUGAACCCUUUAACUCCCAAGAUCUGACUGCUAAUUCUCCUUCCUAGCUGCCACACAUUUCUUUUAAAAUGAGGAACAAAAAUUUAGAUUAAGAUUACAACUUCUAUCCGAUAAGUAUGAGUAUUCUUAUUUCCUGUUUGCAGGAUAAUGCAGUUAAUCAGAAGUUAGUCACUUUUGGGAAUUAAAGGGUUUAUUGGUACCAGAAGGCUGGCAAAAAAAAAAAAACACUGAUGAAAGAAAAUUUGAAGUUCUUGUCAGCUAACAUGUGAACAAUAUGCGAGGUUUAACAGGGUAAUCUAGCAUUAUCAGCUGAGCUGAUAUUGUAAAGAGUUUCAAAGCUGCUGUUUCAAGCAUUAGCCCUUUGUCAAAGCAAAUGAGAAAGGGCUAAUGCUCUGAUGAAGGGCUAAUGCUGAAAACUUCAGCUUUGAAACUCUUUUCAGUGGCCAAUUUAAGUUAUUAACUCAGUUGAUGAUACUAAAUUAUCCUGUUAUACUCUCUCACCAAUGCAACACCACAGUUUCUUUAGAAACUUGCCCCCUUUGUUUUUUUAUCAAUAUGCUGGGCGGUUUAUCCUCAACCUACCAGUUACAACAAGUGAUUUAAAGCAUUUGUAGACAAUUAGAUUGAACCACAACCAAUUGAAAGGCUCAGAGCAAGAACGACCCCUUGAUUUUUCGGCCAUUUUUGAAAGUCUUCAGAAGUAGUUGUCAACUACUUCUGAACACUUUCAAAAAUGGCCGAAAAAUCAAGGGGUCGUUCUUGCUCUGAGCCCUCCAAUUGAGCUUACUUGUUCUCAUCAUUUUUUUUUAAAAUCUUUUCCUAGGGAAACUGCUCUUCUCGUUGAUCCAGAAAACUCAUCAUCUGCUGCCAAACAGUGGGUUGGACUGGUUGUUGGUGAGUUAUUUUGAGAAAUUCUUAAUUAAUAAAUUGUAAAAAAAAAAGUAAUUUGAUUUUGGUUUCUUUAUUUCAAAGGUCAUGAAAUAGCUCAUCAGUGGUUUGGAAAUCUGGUAAGUGUUAAACAGUUCCCUGACAGUUUGGGAUCAAUAUCAGUAUCUGGGCAACUGCCCACCUACCCCUCCCCUAACCCAGCAUUAACCCUAACUUGUUAUCAAUUGACUGUUGUUGAGUUAGGGGAGGGGUAGGUGGGCAGUUGCCCAGAUACUGAUAUUGAUCCACAGUUUGUAUAGUAAUGCUGAUAGACAGUCUCUUUUUCAUUAUUAAUGUUUUCUGACCAUUUAUUCUAAAAGACAAAAGAACUUUCAGACUUGAGCUACUUUAUGUAUAUAAUAUAUUAUAUAUUUUUUACAGUUAAUGCUCUUAUAAGUUUGUGGGAGCAAUAGUAAUUUUUUAGGAUUUUCUGGGGGCUUUUGAAUGUCAAAAUUUUGAUCUUAUGUUAUCCAUCUUUCUUGAGUACUGAGUACAGAGUAUUUGGAAAACCUACAGUUACUGUAGUAGCCAGCUGAAGAGGCAAUCUUAUUGGAGGGGAGGGAGCAGGGGGUGGGGACAGAAGAGUGGGUGCAGAAGGGCGUGUGCAGAAGGAGGGGGCAGGGGGAGGGCUGGGUAGGGGGUAAUAAGUGAGAGGGAGAAAUCUUAUUUAGGCUUUUUGCAUUAGCUGCAUGUUGGUGAAAAUGAUGUUUGUGUUUAUAAUCUGUUUUUCUUUUUCUUUUUUUUUCAGAUAACUAUGGUAUGCUCAUUUUUAUUGAUGAAAUGCUGUGACUAUUUUUCUUUCAAGGAUAAAUGGUUGUUCUCUUCAAUCUCUUUGUAAAUUACAUUGUUUUACGUUUAACAGUUAAAGUAACUUUUAUUGGGAGACAGACUGGCCUGAUGGUCAGUGCACUGGACUGCAGGUCAAGAGGUCUGGGUACAAUACCUGGCUAAGUCAAUGUGUUGUGUUCUCUAGCAAAACACUUUACUCUCAUAGUGCCUCUUCCCCCAGGAGUUUAUAUGAGUAUUUGUGAAUUGUCAGGGAAGCCUGAUGAAAUAGUGGAGGAGGGGGAAACCUUGUGAUGGACUGGCAUCCCAUCCAGGGGGAAGUAGUAAUACUCUUAGUCACUUCAUCUUAAGGAAGUCAGGAAACCAGGCCACUUGGCUUGUGUUCAGACUUUUUACCUAAUUUUAUUGAUGCCUUUUAACUUCAGAUUUUUCACUCUCUCUCUUUCUUUUUGCUUGUAGGAAUGGUGGACACAUUUAUGGCUCAAUGAGGGAUUUGCAUCAUGGAUUGAAUACUUGUGUGUGGAUCACUGUUUUCCUGAAUGGGACAUCUGGACACAGUUUGUUACAUCUGAAUUCUCACGAGCUAUGGAACUGGAUGCUCUUGCCAACAGGUAGAGUUUCCUCUUAAAAUGAUUGUUUGUAAAAUUUGAUUGUUUCAUCUUUAGGCUCACACAGUUGCUUUAAACCAAUGAGUUUCCAAGCAUUUCCUUUUCCUUUACUGGUUUUUCUCUAACCCUUUCAUUCCCAAGAUCUCAAUAGUAAUUCAUCUUACUAUCUUUGAUACAAUUCUUAUGAUGUUAGUUCAGAGAAUUUGGUUUUGGAUCAACUCAUAAUCUCCUGAUUGAUUUUUUAAAUUCUCAUUAUUUGUCAGCUUGAUAUUGUAUUGAUAUUGUAAGGAAAAAUUCUGUCUUGGUCACUGGUGGGAUGAGGUUAAUAUACUGUACAUAGAGUAACAAGUUCCUUUUCUUUCUCUCUCAUAUCUGCACUUUUCAAGUCACCCAAUUGAGGUUAGUACAAGUUACUGUGCAUAGAUAUUUACCUAGGGAAAGUGUGCAUGAACGAUUUUUAUUUACAAGUUAAAAUGCAUUUAAAAAAAAACCUAACAAGUGAGCACAGCAAAAGAGGAGUUUUUUGAUGCAUCGCAGCUAAAGAAUAAAAAUUGUUCAAACACUUUCCAUGGUAUGAUGCAUUUAUUUUGUUCAUAGCGAGAUUUAUACUGUGAAGUAGGAAGUGAACGACUCCAAAAAUACAUAGUUUGUCCAAUCAGAGCCAUGAAUGAUAGUACCUCAUAGUGUAAAUCUCAGUAUGUAUGAAAUAACUGUAUUUAUUGCAUAAAUGCACAUGCAGCUGGUUGCUAGUCAUGCAUUUCUUAAGAUCUGAUUCAUCAUUUUUCACAUUACAAUGUAGAUGCUGUUAAUACAUUUACUUGAAAAUCAGUCUAGAGAUGUCAGUGUUGCAUCUUGAUUACACUUUUCAUGUGUAGCAAUUGUGUACCUGUUUUAGUUUGCCCAGUUUUUAAAUUCUUCUCCAUUAUGCAGGUCCCUGUGGGUCAUCCAGGUGAGAUCGAUGAGAUAUUUGAUGCCAUUUCAUACAGCAAAGGAGCUGCUGUCAUUAGGAUGCUGCAUGACUAUGUAGGAGAAAAGGUAUGUUCCAACAAUAGACUUACUCUGGCUCCUCAUGCCUCUUCCUAAUCUUAUUCAAGAGUUCUGCAGGUUAUGUCCAGUUGAUUUUUAGCCUUUAACCCUAAAGAGUGACCAGCAUCUAUCUUUAUCCUACACUAUCAACUCUAAAUCAUAAACACCAGCCUAAAAAGCUCUUGAUUGUUAAACAAAUUCUCCCUGUCAGUACCUUAAGAAAUGUAUAGAGAACAGUAUGGAGAAUAUGCAUACUGAUGUUAGGGUGUAAAGGGUUAACACUUAAGGGACUGGAUCAUGCUUUUACAUGCUGUACUGUCACAUGCUUUUAGUACGUGAUUUUCCAUUUGAUGCUUUAUCUUUUGUUUUAGGCUUUCAGAGAAGGACUUGCCUAUCAUCUGGACAAAUUUAAGUACAGCAAUGCCUCAACUGGUAACUAUGUUUUGCAUAUUUUUUUUGUUUACAAUUUUUUUCCAGUUCAGAUUUGCUAACUGAGAUCUCGAAUUUCAUCCCAGACAUUGGAAAAAUAAUGAUCUGGUGUAGAUUAUAUUCUGUCAUUUGGGAUUGUUAGUGAGAUUGUUUGAAUAAAUCUCUUUCAGAGGACCUCUGGGCCAGUCUGUCUCGCGCCAGUUCGAAGCCUGUAGCUGAUGUCAUGGAAACAUGGACCAAACAAAUGGGAUAUCCUGUGUUGUCUGUUACCGCUGAACAGGUGUGUGCGUGUUGUCUGUUACCGCUGAACAGGUGUGUGCGUGUGUGUAUGAAUAUUCUGCACUCGAUCUCUUUUCUGGAAGAGGAUUUCCACCAGUUAUUCGAGAGUGGUGAAAUGCUCCUCAUUUUAGAGAGUCAGUGACACCUGUUCGGUAAUGAAAACUUUGGUUAUAACUCAAGUGUACCUUGGAUAGCAAAGUAUCGGUAGUUUUUCAUGAAAACUUUGGGCGCAUGUCAACAUUACGGAAUGCGCUGUCUGAGUACUAAUGCGGGUUGUAAACUCUGGCCUUUUUCGUUAGCUUGUCUUCUUUACCUGUCUUAGCUCUACAACUCUCAGGAGUGGUCAGAAAUGAAUUUGUUCUUUAUGAUAUGAAUACGUUUUUAGGUAGAAAGGUUUGGAAAAAUAGAAAAAUAUCAACAAGGGGAUAUUGUGUGAUUAAACGCAAGAUUUCUGGAGCUGAAAUUUUAAGAAAUGUCGGUUAGGUAGAGCAGAAAUUGUUUUUAGAUCUUGGAAAGAUCUUGGGAAGGAAAUGUUAAAGGAAUGUUAUCAGCUUGCUGUGUUUUUCGUUUUUCAGAAAGGAGAUUCAAGAGAGGUUACUAUCACUCAGGACAAGUUCUUUGCCGAUGGAGUUAGUCAAGGUAUGGAGUUUGAAAUAGCAAUUUACGGUUUGUAACUGCUCGGACCGGAUUAUUUUGCAACAGAUUGUUUUGGGACUCGAGGCAAGCGUUCAUUAUACAGCUAUGCCGUUAUGUAAUCACCAAUGCCAAUCAGAAGUGAAGAAAAUUUAGGAUGAGCUUAGGAAACUCAAAGUAAAUGCAGAUCAACGAUCUAACGCGCGGGAAACGCGAGUGACCUACAUGUAGUCAAUCACAGUUUGUUAUGAAAUUAAUUUUAGUUUAACCUGCGGAUUGAAAAUCAAGUAAAGCAAUGGUCCUCGCAGAUGAGAUGCAAUUUAGCAAUCGUAGAAAAGAAGAAGUUGACAUUUGAAUGCGUAAAAAAGGGGUGUAACUUCUUUCAACCAGCCAAAGAAUGCAAUGAAGAGAAACCGAUGCAACUAUGAAUUGCAUUCAAUUCUUAACGUAAACUCAUUUAACGCUCAGUUGAAAACUGUUCCAAAGUUUCAUGCUUGAAUUUCUUGAUUUGAUUCUUUACCACUAACCUGCUGUGAAGUUGUCUAUAAGAGAUCAUUUUUUUCUUUAAAUUUGUUCACUGCAGGGUCUUACCACUGGCAAGUACCUGUAAGCAUAUCAUCCAGUGCAAACCCUCGUGAAAGUGUAGCAAGUACUCUGUUGGAUCAGAAGUCCUGUACUCUGACAGUCAGUGGUGUCAAGUCAGAUGAAUGGGUCAAGGUAUGCUCCAUAACAACAUCUUGAUGUCAACACAGGCUACCCAAGCUGUAUUAUAUUGCUAAUUGGAAAAUUUUUAAAAGCUCUUCUUUCCCAUGAAGGAAUCUGAUCACAAUUUUUAAUGAAAUAGUUUGACAAUAGUGUCCAACUAGUUUCUGGGAGACAACUCUGGGUUCAAAUCCCGUUGAAGUCUAAAAGUUUUAUUGGUCUUUUUGCGACUGAUUAAAUUACAGUCCAACUGGAGGAUCAUUUCCUGCAUCAAUCCCCGUUUCUUUGACUUAUACCCUCAAUUCCUGCCAUUUGCGAUGCCCAACCAGAUUGAGUUUCAGAUGAAAAAAUUGUUGGCGAGAUAGGCCACUUCAUCAGUUCUUAUAAAUUAAUCUGUUUUUAUUUCUUCUGCUGUUUAGUUAAAUCCAGGCCAAGUUGGUUUCUACCGAGUACAGUACUCGUCCGACAUGUUGGAACUUCUCCUACCGGCCAUAAAGGACAACAGUCUUCCACCAAGGGACAGAUUAGGAUUGGAGAAUGAUCUGUUUGCGUUGGUAUGUACAUGAGUACUGUGAGAUAGCUAUGGAAUGAGGAUGGUGAAAUUAGAAGUGUUGUGAUCCAGAAAUUGCACAAUGUUGACCUCCGCCUCUUAAAAUUGUAUGGAAUAAUUUACUGUAACUGCGUUUUGAGAUUCUAAGGGUUACCAAGCCUUUCCAAAAUAGCCUUAAGCAUGCUUAUGUCAGAUUAAGCGAUUUUCCCAUUUAGCUCUACUUUCACCAUACGUCCUUACAAUCUUGUGAAUUUUAUGAUAAACGAAUUCUCAGAGCAGCAAAGAUGCAAUGAGUGUUAUUGACGAAAGUCAGAGCAAUCGCAACAGCCAAUCGGAUGAAAGGAAAGUAUCACAAGCAGCCAAUGAGAACGCAAAGUAAAAACAAACAAACCGCCUAAAGCGCGGGAAAACGCGAGUGACCAGAUCGCGAUUGGUUUUAUUUUUGAAUGUGAUUGGUUGACAGGAUGGUUCGAGAUUUCUGUACCAAUCACAUGGCAGAGUAAACAAAACCAAGUCAAUGCGACGCUCAUUGAAAACUGCUCAAAUGUGACUCAAGAUUUUGAACUAAGCCCUUUUAUGUUUACUUUUGUUCUCUGCAGUGUCGUGCUGGCCUUGUGCCCGGACCUGAUGUGCUGAAAGUGGUCGAGGCAUUUAGCAACGAGACAAAUUACACUGUAUGGAAUGACCUGAUUUCCAACUUAAGUCAUGUCGGAGCAAUUCUCCAGUACUCAGACUGUUACCCUAGCUUCCAGGCGUUUUGUACCAAACUUUAUGAACCAAUCGGCACCAAACUUGGUUGGAAUCCAAUCGAAGGAGAGAGUAAGUCUGUUUUUCCCCUUUUUUGUUAUUUUCGUAAAUACUUUUCUUUUUCCAGGGUGACAAUGGAUCCGAUCAAACAACGCGCUUGCUGAUGCGUCGAUGAAAGUGUUGGUGACGUUUUGGUAGUGUGUCAGUGGUCCACGCUUUCUUUUGAUUCGUUUUUUUUUGUUUUAUUCUUAACCCUGAAACACAACCAUUAGCUUGAAAGAAUGAAACUAAGCAGUAUCAUUCAUUAAGCUUGUUAUUCAAUUUCAGGUCACCUUGAUGCCCUCCUCAGAGGUUUGAUUAUUGGACGUUUGGGUAAAUACGGUCACCCAGCCACUGUCGCCGAGGCGCGGAAGAGAUUUGAAGCACACUGCAAAGGUGAAUCCACCAUCCCAGCGGAUUUAAGAUCAGCGGUGUACAGCACAGUUCUUAAGCAUGGUGAUGGAAACACCCUAGAGUCUGUGAUGCAACUUUUGAAAGAAGCCGAUUUGCACGAAGAGAAAGUCCGAUUGAUGAGAUGCAUGGGAGCUGUAUCACAACCUGAUCUGAUCAAGAAAGUGUGCGACUUCUCCUUGUCGGUACGUUUUAUUAAACUGUGUAUAAACUUUUUUUUUCACCGUCAAGGCAGUGUGGAAACCAUGUAUGGUAUCUGACUACAUGCUUUAACCGUUUAAACCCUAAGAGUGACUAGCAUCUAAAUUCUCUCAACAAUAUCACCCCUGAAUCACACAUUAAGGUCAUGAGAAUAAGGGAAAUGAUCACCAACUAAAAGAAGCUUUUGAUCAGUAAACAAAAUCUCCUCUUCAGCACCUUAGGAAAUGUAUAAAGAACAGUAUGGAGAAUAUGCAGACUGAUGUUAGGGUGGAAAGGGUUAAGAGUUGUAUGUCUUUGAAAAUCGUUAUACGGCACAUUACCCAAUAACAUACCUUCUUUUUUUUCUUUUUUUUUUAGGAUCAAGUUCGGUCUCAAGACACAGUGUUUGUGAUUGCUGGCAUCUGUGGAAGGUAGCGGCUCUCUCUUAUUUUUUAUUAUUUACCAUCAUGGUUUGUGAAGACUGAGAAUGUUCGUUUAUUUUUUUCUUUCGCUGAUGUGUAGUGUGAAAGGGCGUGAAAUGGCCUGGAAAUUUGUGCAAGAGAACUGGGACGAGCUGUACAAUCGCUACGAAGGAGGUUUCCUGCUUUCUCGCCUGAUCAAGGUUGGAUAACGUCUCUUAUUUCCUAGAGCACGUUUAGAUAAAGUAUUUUAAAACCAAAACGUAAGGAAUCACAAAGACCAAUAAUAAUAAAGGAAAAACGUUUUAGGAGACGGAUAGAACAUAAUUUUAACUCAUACUAACUGCCCGAAGUUCGGAAAAACGCGAUUGACCAUGGUGCGAUUUUAGUAGUGGAUCUACGAAAGGUUAGCGCCAGUUUUCCUAACAAGUGUUCGUAGCAUAGUAGAACAAAACCAAGGCAGUUAUUAAACUGAAAUUUCUCAAAAGUAAGAAGAUUAUAUUUAACACGCUGGUUACGUUUGGUUUUGUAGUGGGAUGACUUCUGCCCGGGGAAAAGUCGGCUUUAUAACAAGUUCAUAUAUUUGCUUAUUCUUUUUUCGUUUUUAUUGCAGUGCACUACAGAUAUGUUUGUCACUGAAGAGGCCGCCAAAGAAGUCGAGGUGAGCUACUCAUUCACUCAGUUAUUUGAGCAAAUUUUCUAAACUCUAUUUUUUCUAUGAUUUGUCGUAUAGAUUCUUUUCCUUUUGCAUUCAUAUCCAGCUGACAUAACGCUGCAACGAAAUAGAAUUUUAAAAAAUGCGAAAAAAAGAAAGAGAAGAAGAAGAAAAAAAUAAAAAACGACGGCAUUGUUCAUAUCAUAUUUUUUGCUGGGUCAACAUACCCUGUUUAUGCGCUUGCUCACUGAUGUGGUGAAGAAGACGAAACGAGGCCAAACUCCUUACCAUGCUCCUUUCUGUCUCCCUCGCGGAAAGGAGGCUGAACGAAGCUUUUUCAAUGUUAUUGUUAUGUUUUGGCUGUAAUAUUAGAUCCAGUUAUUCGCAUGUCUAAGGAUAUAACCAAACUUAUUUUGCCAUCGAUUUUUUGGUCUUCAAAUAUAUCUUCUGUGGUGUAAAAUAUCUUAACUGUUUCCCAGUGUGAACGGAAAACUUAAGUUGGGGUUAAAAAAAAUGAAAACGCCGUUGUCAAAAUCCGCUGGCGUAGUGAGCGACCCAGGAUUAUCUUAUUAUUUUCUUUUUAGGAAUUCUUCGCCAACCGUUCAGUGCCAGCUGCAGAGAGGACCAUUCAACAGUCCUUGGAGAACAUACGACUCAACUGCGCAUGGCUUGGGCGCGAAUCAGAGAAGAUCAGCGCAUGGCUCAAGGAAAAAGGAUACUAGAUGCACGUGACCCGCGUCAAACAAACCGAUGUUCAUUCUUAGUACAGACUUUUAGUAGAAAGAGAAUCAGUUCAAAUUACGCGACGAAAAGUCCUCGCCCAGGAUGAUUACUUUGUGCUAAAAAGCCUGCAUACAGAUGUGUCCUCUCCUUUUUCUUUUGUCACACGCAGAGAGACAGCGGUCAUUUGUCAUCUGGGAGGGGUCGGAGGAAUUUUAGUCAUGUCACGAUAGAAUUAGGCUGAUUCCCACCCCGUUCCCCCUUUUGGGGGGGGGGGAGUUAUGUUAACCCCACCCCCUUAAAAAAAAAAGGAAAAAAAUCCUUCGAACCAUUAUGUAUCCCUAAGCGAUAGAACUAAAGAGAAGAGAGAAGCUCUGCACACUUGCUUGAGUGAAUUUUAGACGUUAAGCCUAUAAUUAAAUUCAAACUUUCCCGCGAGAUGUUUUUUCCCUAAUUUUAGUCUACUUGUUCUUCAAGAAUGCGGUGGAAACUCACCUGUGGUUAAAUAGUCUCCUUCGCAACUAUCCUCUAGGAUGCCUUGCAGAUAUUCCCCAAAAGAAGCAGAUAAGGCUUUGCGUGACAUUGUGAUUUCCAAAGGAAGAUAUGGAUCUUAGUUCUGUCAUGGACGACGCCUUGAUCAAAAAGAAAAAAAAAGAAUGACAGAAAUUCCACCCCUCUCUCCCAAACGCAAGCUGGCUGCAAGUUAGGUGAAGCCCCCAUCAAAUAAAAUUUUCUUCAUUCUAAAGAGAACAUUUUCUAGCAGCAGGCGCAGUAACAGCCACCCACUCUUAAUUAAC
Molecule: messenger RNA, 14781 nt
Organism: Pocillopora meandrina
Lineage: Eukaryota; Metazoa; Cnidaria; Anthozoa; Scleractinia; Pocilloporidae
Source: the annotation of a GenBank genome assembly